AUGUCUUCGAUUACUAUGGAACCAUCGCAGAAUCUUUCUCUCAUAGAGAAUGGUGGCCGGAGCUGCGGUUGCGACGGUGGAAGCGGAAGCGACAAGCGAACGCAGACGACUGAGACGGCGGAGAUAUCCAGACGUAACCGGAGAACGGUACAGAAUCUAUCGGCGACGUCGUUGAUAAGGAAGAGAUCGGAUCUGAAACUGAUUUCGAGAGUUCGUUGGGGGUUUCUGAGGCGAAUCUUAUCGAAUCUUCAGGAAGUUCUUCUCGGCACAAAACUGUUUCUUCUCUUCCCCGCCGUUCCACUUGCCGUCGUCGCUCACCGCUAUGAAUGUCCACGUGCGUGGGUAUUUGCGUUGAGCUUGCUUGGAUUGAUACCUUUGGCCGAACGUAUCAGUUUUCUCACAGAGCAAAUUGCUUAUUAUACCGGCCCAACAGUCGGGGGAUUAAUGAACGCGACUUGUGGGAACGCGACGGAGAUGAUAAUAGCGAUUCUAGCGGUUGGCCAAAGGAAGAUGAGAAUAGUGAAGCUCUCACUUUUGGGCUCUAUUCUCUCCAAUCUUCUCUUCGUCUUAGGCACUUCUCUCUUCUGUGGUGGUCUCUCCAAUCUCCGCAAACACCAAUCUUUCGACCGAAAGCAGGGAGAUAUGAACUGCAUAUUGUUGUAUCUGGCGUUAUUGUGCCAAACACUACCAAUGAUUCUGAGAUUAACAACGGAGGAGGCCGGAGGAACAGGAGCAAAUGGUAAUGUUUUAGUUCCAAGAAUUGAGGAACAUGUCACAACAAGUGAGGAUGGAUCAUUUGUUGUUGUCUUGUCAAGAGUAAGCAGCUUCGUGAUGCUCUUUUCUUACUUGGCUUUCCUCAUCUUUCACCUCUUCUCUUCUCGCCUCUCUCCUCCUCCUCCUCCUCCUCCUCAGAGGGAAGAAGAAGAGGAUGUAUAUGACGAUGACGUGAGUGACAAGUCAGAAGAAGAAGAAGAAGCCGUGAUUGGAAUGUGGAGUGCGAUUCUUUGGCUUGUUUCAAUGACGCUUCUCGUUGCUCUGCUCUCCGACUACCUUGUCUCUACCAUUGAGGACGCAGCAGACUCGUGGGGACUAUCAGUGGGAUUCAUAGGAAUAAUAUUGUUACCAAUUGUUGGUAAUGCAGCUGAGCAUGCUGGUGCUGUCAUCUUCGCCUUCCGUAACAAACUCGACAUAACUCUGGGAAUUGCUCUUGGCUCUGCAACACAAAUUGCUUUGUUCGUGGUACCAGUGACAGUGUUAGUGGCAUGGACAAUGGGAAUAGAAAUGGACCUUAACUUCAACCUCCUUGAGACCGCUUGUCUUGCCUUGUCCAUUAUCGUCACUUCCUUCACAUUACAGGAUGGGACUUCGAACUAUAUGAAAGGCUUGGUUCUUCUCAUGUGUUAUGUUGUCAUUGCUGCCUGCUUCUUUGUUUCUAAAUCACCCUCAACCGAAACCAAUACCACGAAUCACACAAUGACGUAA
Molecule: messenger RNA, 1482 nt
Organism: Microthlaspi erraticum
Lineage: Eukaryota; Viridiplantae; Streptophyta; Magnoliopsida; Brassicales; Brassicaceae
Source: the annotation of a GenBank genome assembly